Messenger RNA from Pelobates fuscus (common spadefoot toad), 10096 nucleotides. RefSeq names its product centrosome-associated protein CEP250-like. The transcript is spliced from 19 exons. Bases 81 to 9461 code for a protein of 3126 amino acids. NCBI's taxonomy places the organism in Eukaryota, Metazoa, Chordata, Amphibia, Anura, Pelobatidae. The record is from RefSeq and is a predicted model, not a curated record.
GGAAGAAUUUGUGUGAGGGAUAGAACAAGGGCUGUGGGAGCCGCAGCUGCUGGAAACAUUGGAGGGAGAUACAAAAUGGGAUGGAUAAAGGUCAGACUGGUGAAGAGAUGACACAGGGAUCAGUAACGGGUCGGGAUUGGUUGGCCCUGCAGAGGGAGCUGCAAAUCUCACUGGAUGCUCAGAAGAGACAGGCUGUACUUGUAGAAAAACUUCAGGCAAAGGUUGUCUUGUACAGGAACCGAUUCCAGGAACUUCAGCAGAGUCAAGAAUGGAGCCUGAGCCGAGAAGGGUUGGAGCUGGAACGAGCUCUGCAGAGGCUGGAAGAAGAACAGCACAGGUGUGAGAGUCUGGCUGUGCUUAACUCCCUGCUCAGGGAAGACCUGGGUGACACACAAGAAGCCAACAGAAUCUUGGGGGAAGAUAUACGAAAGCUGACUGCAGACUGGACUGGAGCUCUUGAUGAACUGAAGCGGAAGGAGGAGGAGUGGGAGUCAGAGAAAGAACUUUAUGACAGUCGUUUAAAGGGUGAACAUUCGAGAUUGCUACAAAUAUGGACUGAUGUUGUGACAUUUCAUCGAGAUUUUCAGGAGUUGAAAACCGCAACAGACAGAGACUUAACAGCUGUGCGUGCUGACUGGACUCGAUGCUCCCGCCUACUGCAGGCCUCUUGCUCCUCCAUCACUCAAUGGAGGCUGCAAGGACUCGAUGCAGUUACAUCACAAGAUACACAAAUCCCGCCAGCAUACUUGCUGGUAACGUGGGAGCAAGGAGUGGGAUCCGAAGGCCAUGGAACUCAACAGAUGGGAUUGGAGCCUGUGGGAUCAUCAACACAGGAUUUCAGACAAGAGGUGGAGUUGGAUAAGCCACUGACUAAAGUCUCUAAACAGGAAUUAGAAGCUAAAGAUUUACUAAAGAAGACCUCAGAAAUAGAUAUUAGGAUAAGGACUCCAUGGACCGAGAUAUCUGAAGAGGAAGCAAGGUCAUUGAGAUUACAACAAGAAAUAAGAGAGCAAGAUGUCAUUGCAGUGAGAUCGCAAUUACAGACGCUAGAACUGGAAUUAAUGUCCCUAAGAUCUAAGCUUGAGGCAUCAAAGCAUGAGUUAAGUUUGAUGAAAUCUCAACAUGAUGCUUCAGAAGAGGAAACCAGGUCAUUGAGGCUCAAAAGUGAGAGGUCUGAAAAAGAAGUAGAAUCAAUGAGGUCGCAAUUAGAAUCUUCAAGACAGGAAGUUGAAUCAAUGAGGCUGCAAUUUGAAACAUCAAGACAGGAGUUAGCAUUAAUGAGUUCACAGCUUGAAACUUCAAGACAGGAAGUAAAAUCAGUGAGCUCACAACUAGAAAACUCUAGAAAGGAGGAAGAGUCAAUGAACACCAGACUAAUAUCAGUGAGCUCACAACUGGAAACCUCAAGACAGGAAGUAAUAUCAGUGAGCUCACAACUGGAAACCUCAAGACAGGAAGUAGUGCUGGUGAAAUCAAAACUAAUAACUUCAAGAGAGGAAGUAGAGUCAAUGAGAUCAAAGCUUGAAACUUCAAGUCAUGAUUUAAAUUCAGUGAACUCACAACUCCAAUCAUCAAGACAAGAAGUAAAGUUGAUAAAGUCACAGUUGGAGGCAGCAGAAGAGGAGACUGCAUUACUGAGGUCAAAAGCCGAGUGGCUGCAAUCGCAAAUUGAAGCUUCAGAGUAUGAAAUAGCCUCUUUCAAGAAGCAUACUGAAGAGGUAGAACAGGAGAGGGACACAAUGAGGUUCCAACUUGAAAGGUAUUUGCUUGAGGGAGAGUCUCUGAAGUCACGUCUUAAGAUGUAUGAGAAAGACAUGGAAUCCCAGUUACAGAAUAAUGAGCAAGAACUGCAGAUCAGACACAAUCAGUCUCUUAUUGCUCUUGAGUCAGAGCGUUCAGAUCUACUUCAGGAGUUGGUCAUGUUACGGGAAGAGCUGCUCCAGUCUCGUCUAGAAGGAGAUCUGUCUCGUGAGGAGUACAGAGGCCUGCAAAAUGCACUCCAUAAGGCAGAGAAAAGAAUUGCUGAGCUAGUUGUAGCACAGAGCCGAUAUAAGGUGGAAGUUGGGAAUCUGCGAGAUGCUGCAGCCAAAAUGGGAGACUUAAACCAGGCUCUAUCUUUGGAUAAAGUGGAGUUAAAUAGUGUCUUACAGCAGAUGGAGCAACAAAUGGCUUCUCUUACAGAGAGACUUCAGGCGUCUGAGAGAGAGACUGCUUUAGCCCAGGAGCAUGCGCAGAAUUGUGACGGAGAGCUUUCUGAACUGAGAGUAGAGAUUGUAAAGCAACAGCUUCAACUACAGGAGAGCGACCGUGAGCGAGACAUUGUGGAAACUGAACUGAGAUUCAUUCAGGGAAAGACCGAGCGAUUGCAGAACAGGGAGCAGAGUAUGUGGUCUCAAGGAGAUGGGUCAAUUAUUAAUGAGCAGUCUACAUUGCACGUGCAGCUUGGAGUGGCCGAGAGAGAGUGUCAGGAACUGACGGAAAGUCUGAAUGAGAUUCGCUCCUUGAAGCAGUCUCUAGAGAGUGCUCUCUUUGCAUCUCAGGAGAGAGCAUCUCAGUUGGAGAUCAACUACAAUCAACUGAAGAUGGAGUUGGCUACAGUCCUACAAUCUAAAGAGACAGUCCAAGAUGAACUUUCCAUCCUCCGUGCUGAGCAAGACACAUCAGAGAAGAGACAGAGGGCACUGUCACAGAGACUGUGUGACAUGGAGAAAGACUGCCAGGAGGAAGUAGAAACUCUUAGAGAGAGUCUAAAGAAGGAGAGAGCCCUGAGACAGAUGGCUGAAGAGCAAGCUGAAAGAGCACUAGAUUUUCAGCAGUCUCUUCAGGACACACUUAAAAGUGAGAGAAAAAUUAGAGACCAGCUUCAGAGUAACCUUGAGGAAGUGACUGCCUCUUUGAGACAGCUUGAGAGUGAAGCAUCUGUUCUUACAAGCAGCCUGCAAAAGAGCCAUGGUGAGAAAGAGAUCGUCUUGGACAAGUUAGAGCAUCAGGCUGUAAUAGGAAAAGAGAGAGAGCGUGAGAUGGAUAUUUUGAAACAAAGAAUAGAAGAACUUCUUGAAGAAAGAGAGACCACUCUUAAUAAGUUAGAAAGACAAGUUCUGUCUUUAGAAGAGAUGGACCGGCAAAUUACAGAGCUGAGAACAACCAUUCAGGAGUGCAAUGAACAGAAAGAAACUGCUUUAACUUUGCAAGCUCGUCUGAAUCUGACUGUGCAAGAGAGGGAGCGAGAAAUCAGGGCACUGAAAGAGCAGGUUCUGCAGGUCCAGAAGGAGAGAGAAGUUGUUGAAACCACCGUAGAAGGGAGAGAAAUGGAGAACAAAGCUCUGAAAGACAACAUUAGAGAGCUCUCAAAGACCUUGGUAGAAAACAAGAUUGCAGCAGAACAGCAAAUUGCACAGUCUGAAGGAGACAUCAGCACUCUAAAAGAGAGAGUUACAGAGCUUCUGCAAACUCUACUAGAAAAGGAAAUCGAGGAACAAGAGAAUGGAGAAAAGGUAAAAGCAUUGGAAAGUGAAGUAGCAGAGCUUCAUCAAAUUGUAGCAGAGGAACAAAAUGAAUCCAAGCAAGAAAAAAUUAUGACUGAAAAGGGAAUGGAAGCUCUGAGAGAGAAAUUGCAAAACUAUACACAAGUUCUGGUAGAAAAGGGGAGAAUUAUAGAAGAUAGCGAGAAAGAGAAUGAAGCUUUGAGACAGAGAUUGUCAGAACUCUCCCAGGCUCUAACAGAGAGAGACUGCAUAGUGCAAGAAGCUGGAAGAGAGAAACAAGCCCUAAGAGAGAAGAUGCAAGACCAUGAGCAAGAUUUAAUAGCAAAAGAGAGAGUGACUAAGGAAGAAUUAGAGUCCCUAAGAGACAGUCUGAAGAAGGAGAGAGCAUUGAGAAAAGUGUCUGAAGAACAGGCUGAGAGAGCACUGGAUUUUCAGCAGUCUCUUCAGGACACAAUUGAAAGAGAAGGAAUAAUCACAAAGCAACUUAAAGGAAACCUUGAGGAGAUGACUGUCUCUCUGAGAAAGCUCAAGAGUGAGGAAUCUGUUCUUAGAAGCAGCCUUAAAAAGAGCCAAGAGGAGAAAGAUUUUAUUCUAGACAAGUUAGAGCAUCAGACUGUAACAGGGAAAGAGAGAGAGCGUGAGAUGGACAUCUUGAAGGAAAGAAUAAGAGAACUUUUGGAUGAAAAAGAGACCACUCUUAAAAACUUAGAAAGUCAGAGUUUGUCUUUAUUAGAGAGGGACCAGCAAAUUGGGGAGCUAAGAGAGACUGUUCAGGAGUGCAAUGAAGAGAAAGAAACCGCUUUAAUGUUGCAAACUCGUCUAAAUCUAACUGUGCAAGAGAGGGAGCGAGAAAUUAGGACUCUGAGAGAACAUGUUCUACAGCUUCAGAAAGAGAUAGACGUUGUUGAAACUACAAUUAAAGGAAUAGAAAUGGAGAACAAAGCUCUAAAGCAGAACAUUAGAGAGCUCUCACAGUCCUUGACUGAAAAAAAGAUUGCAGCAGAACAGCAAAUCACACAGUCUGAAGAAGACAUCAGCACUCUAAAAGAGAGAGUUACAGAUCUUUUGCAGACUCUACUAGAAAAGGAAAAUGAGGAACAAGAGAAUGGAGAAAAGGUAAAAGCAUUGGAAAUGGAAAUAGCUGAGCUUCGGCAGACAUUGGAAGAGAAGCAGAAUGAGACCAAGCAAGAAAAGAUGAUGAAUGAAAAUGAAAUGGAAGCUUUGCGAGAGAAGUUAAAGAGCUUUGAACAAGCUCUACAAGAAAGAGACAAAAAGGCAAAGGAAAACGAGAGAGAAAAUGAGGCUCUGAGGCAGACUGUAAAAGAGAAAGAAAGAGAAGCAGAACUGGCAGGAGGAGAUAGUAAUUCUCUAAAAGAGAAAAUGAGAGACAUCGAAGAAUCUUUAGCAGAGAAAGAGAGAAUGAUGAAGGAAGGCGAGAGAAAGAAUGAACAAGAAGCCAUGGCUCUGAGACAGAGAUUGUCAGAACUAUCUCAGGUUCUUUCAGAGAAAGAGGACAAAGAGGAGGAGGCAGCAAGGAAGAUUAAAGCACUGAGAGAGAAGAUAGGAGAUCUUGAGCAAGCUCUAGGAGAAAAGGAGAAAACUAUACAGAAAAAAGAAAAUGAGGGUGAAGCUAUGGGAUCGAGAUUGUUUGAACUGUCUCAGAACCUAAUAGAGAGAAAGCGUGCUGUGGAGAAGACAGGAGAAGAGAAUGAAUCUCUGAGAGUGAAGAUACAAAAUCUUGAACAAUCUAUUUUAGAAAAAGAGAGAAUCAUAAGUGCAGGUGUAAGAGAGCAUACGUCUCUUAAACAGAAACUGUCCAACUUAUCCCAGUCGCUAACAUUGAAAGAAAGUGUUGCAGAAAAAGCAAAAAUGGAGGUCAAAACACUUAGAGAGAGGGCAGAAGAACUUGAAGAAGAUCUAGUGGAAAAGGAAAGAAUGAUAAAGAAAUCUGAGCAAGAGAAUGACACUCUGAGGCAGAGACUGUCUGAAUUGUUCCAGGCCCUAACAGAGAAAGAGGUUGUUGCAGAGGUAGCAGGAGGGGAGAGUAAAGCUCUGCGAGGGAAGCUUAGAGACCUACAACAUGGUCUUUUAGAAAAAGACAGGAUGAUCAAUACAAGUGAGAGGAAGAAUUCCACUCUUACACAAAAACUGUCAGAACUAUCCCAGACGCUAACAGAGAAAGAGAGCUUAGCAGAAGAGGCAGGAAGGGAGAUUAAAGUUCUAAAAGAGAAAAUCCAAGAUUUAGAAGAGGCUUUAGUAGAAAAUGAAAGAGACGGAACGGAGGAGAAGACACAGAAUGAGAGAGAGAUUAAAGCUCUAAAAGAAAAAAUAACAGAACUCUCUGACUCUCUGAUAGAAAAGAGAAUACGUGAAGAGGAACGAGAAGGGCAGCUGAAAGCUUUGAAGGGUAGAAUAGACGUGACUACCCAGGCUCUGACAGAGAGGGAGAAUGAUGUAGCUGAAUUACUGAAAGAGAAGAAAUCUUUGGAGAUGAUUAUAACAGAACUUUUCCAAGAUCUAACUGGACAGAAGCAUGCAUAUCUGGUAGAAAACCCGUCUCUAAUAGAAACACUGGAAUUACUGGCAAACGUUCUGAAAGAGAAGAAAGCACAACAUUUGAAAGAAAAGUUAGAGGGGGAGUCUCUGAGGCAUGAACUGUCUGAACUUCUAACAGAGAAAGAGAAUGCUACAGAGGAGAGAGGAAAAGAGAUUGAAGCUCUUAGAGAAAAGAUGCAAAACCUUGGACAAACUAUUUUAGAGAGAGAAAAAAUGCUCAGGGCAGGAGAAGAAGAAAAUGAGAAGUUAAGACAGAGAUUGUCAGGACUAUCAGAGGCUCUAACAGCAAAAGGACGGACAACGGAGAACACAAGAGAGGAGAAUAAAGCUCUAAGGGAGGAUUUAAGAAACCGUGAUCGUAUUCUAGCAGAGAAAGACAAAUUUAUAAAAGAAUGCGGUAGGAAGAACGAACAAGAGAACAUGGCUCUAAGGCAAAGGAUAUCAGAACUCUCCCAGACUCUAACAGAAAAAGAGAGUAUCGCAGAGGAAAGAGAACAAGAGAUUGCAACUCUACAAGAGAAGAUAGAAAAGAGCACGCAAACUUUAAUAGUGAAAGAACGACUGAUCAAGGAGGGCGAGAGGGAGAACAUGUCUCUUAGACAGGAACUGUCUGAGGUAUCCCAGGCUCUAACAGAUAAAAAAAGAGUAGGGGAGGAGGCAGGAAAAGAUCUUAAAGGUCUGAGAGAGGUAAACCAAGAUCUUGGAGAAAAGAUGCUAGAAAAAGAAAGAAUGAUAGAGAAAAUCGAAAAAGAAAAUAAAACUCUGAGACAGACACUGUCAGAACUAACUCAGUCUUUAACAGAGAAACAGCAAAUAGCAGAGGACAUAGGAGGAGAAAAUAAAGUUCUGAGAGAGAACCUAAGAGACCUUGAACAAGCUCUAUCAGAGAAAGAAAGAAUAAUAAAGGAAGGUGAGAGAAAGAAUAAACAGGAGACUAUGGAUUUGAGACAGAGAUUGGCAGAACUGUCCCAGGCUCUAACAGAGAAAGCGAGAGUGGCGGAGGAAGCAGAGAGAGAGAUUAAAGCUCUCAGGGAGAAGAUAGAAGAUCUCAGGCAAGCACAAAUAGAAAAAGAGACCAUUAUCAUGGAAAAUAAUAGAGAGAACAAGGCUCUGAGACAGAAACUGCCAGAGCUAUCCCAAGCUCUAACGGAGAAGGAAAGUAUAGUGGAAGAAGUGGAAAUGGAGAUUAAAGCUCUAAGAAUAAAGAUACAGGACCUUGAACAAUGUUUAGUUGAAAAAGAGAGAAUGAUUAAGGUGGUUGAGAGGGAGAACAUGUCUCUUAGGCAGGAAUUAUCUAAGAAAGAGAGAGUAGAGGUAGAAACAGGAAGAGAGAUUAAAGCUCUGAGGGAGAAGAUAUCAGAAUUUAUGCAUGGUAUGUCAGAGAAGGAAGAAGAAAUAAAAGCAGGAGAAAGAAAAGAUGAGGCUCUGAGAAAUAAAUUGUCAGAACUUUCCCUGGCUUUAACAGAGAAAGAGAAAACAGCAGAAGACACCAGAGGAGUGAACAAAGCUCUGAGAGAGAAUCUGAGUGAGCUGGAACAAGUUCUAGUAGAGAAAGAAAUAUUAAUAAAGGAAGGCGAGACAAAGAAUGAACAGGAGAACAUGGCUCUGAGACAGAGACUAUCAGAACUAUCCCAGAUUCUAACAGAGAAAGAGACAGUGGUGGAAGAAGAAGAGAGGGAGAUUAAAGCUCUUGAGCAGAAGAUUAGAGACUUGGAACAUGCCCAGAUAGAGAAAGAAAGAAUGUUUAUGGAAAGCCAAAUUGAAAAUGAGGAAUUGAGACAGAGACUUUCAAAGCGAUCACAGGCCCUUACAGAAAAGGAGAGCUCAGUGGAGGAAGUGCGGAUGGAGAUAAACGCUUUAAGACACAAGAUACAAGACCUUGAACAAAGCUUAGUUGUGAAAGAAAGAAUGAUAAAGUUGAGUGAGAAGGAGAACACAUCUCUUAGACGGGAAUUAUCCCAGGCCUUAACAGAGACAGGAAGAGUAGCAGGGGAGUCAGAAUCAGAGAUUAAAGCUCUGAAAGCUAAGAUUUCAGACCUUAGACAGGGCACAUUAGAAAAGGAAGAAGCAAUAAAAGCAGUAGAGAGAGAGAAUAAGCGUCUAAGUCAAAAGGUGACAGACAGUGUACAUGUUCUGAAAGAAAAUGAAAUCUACGAGAAUGAGAGAGUGCAAGAGCUUAAAAUUCUGGGAGAGGAGAUAGGAGUGCUAUCCGCUCUUCUUGACUGCAAAGAUAUCAAUGCGGAAGAACACAGGGACCCUGGCUUUUCACCAACAGAAGAAGAGCAAAGAAUAUCAGGAGAAAUAAAAAAACUAAGGAAGUGUAUUGGCAAGCUUAAACAAGCACUUAUAAACAAGGAAAGAAUAGAAGAGGAGGAAAAGAGCCAACACAAGGAAGAAAAGGCUGCUCCAAGACAGACUCUGAAAGAACACGAACUGACUGAGGGCCUUAAACAAGUAAAGUUUUCCCAAAUCGGAAAAUUAGAGCAACAGAUAAUGGAAGAAGACCAAGAAAUUAAUGAUCCAGGACAAAAAAUACAAAAACCUGUAUCUGUAUUUGAUAAAGGAUUGUCAGAUGCUGAAUUCGGGUUCACAGAUUUGAAAAACAAGGAUGAAAAGCCAAGUGUCCAUAAGAGUAAAAAUGGAUAUGUCAAAGAGGAGAGUAAGGUAUCAAUGAAAGAGACACAUUGGGAGGGGAAGGUUCUGCAUCUUGAGAGACUGGAGGUUGAAAAAAGGGAGGCUGCACUUGAAGAAAUGCAUCUGGAGGUGGACAGUCUGCAUCAAGAGAAACGUGAGGCUGAGCAAAGGGAGGAAUUAUUAAUGGCCAAACUCAAAAGGAUGGAAACUACCCUGAGGCACACAGAGGCUGAGCAGAUUGCCUGGAAGGAGAGAGCCAGAGAACUAGAAGCAGAGAGAUCUUCAAAGGACUUUACCUCUGCACCUGCCCAGGGUGGGAUCAGUUUGCAGGGACGACUUGAAGCCCUCCAUGGGGCUGUUGCAAGGCUUGAAAAUGAGAAGGUUGCUAUGGAGAAUCGAAACCUGCAGCUGAGUCAGACUUUGCAGAAGGUAGAGAAUGAAAGGAGAAACCUCCGCAGGGAGUUGCGUAAGGGAACCAGAAUAUCAUCACAGAAUUCUAGUGGAUUCCAAACACAGGAGGACACUGAAGACUCCGUUGUGCUGCGGCAGAAUUUAGCAGACUUGGAAAGACAGGUGUCCCGCUUACAGUCACAGCUUCAUGCUGAACGCGAUCAUCGAUCCAAGUAUAUACAGCGUUGUUCUCGCACCACCGAUGACAUCCUUGUCUUACGACAGAAUCUAAACCGCUCACUUGCAGCUGUAACCUCAGACCCCCGUCCUCAGGUCCUAGAGACAGAAACUGCUAGACUUAAUGAAACUCUGAACCACAGCCUUGGCAUUUCCUGAUUUGGUAGAAGGUAGAGCCUUUUAUGUGGUCUGAUAGACUUACUCCUAACCAUGGGACCACACUAUUUGCACUAUGGCAAAGUCACACUUUGGCUUCAUUGCACUCCAGUUACUGAGCCACAAUAAUCAGGGUUUAUCCGUACAGUCUAACUAUUUCAAUUCAUGAACUGGUGCCCUAUUUAUGUGGGACAUAUAUGCUGUAGUUAGAGAGUUAACUGCUCAGCAUCUGUUACAUGGUCCCAGUAAAAUAGGACUGCUGCACAUGUUACAUUUACACAUUUUAUGUAAAUUAGUAUUUUCAUUGUCAUGUGAUCCAUGUAUGUUAAACAUAACCAGAACUGUGCAACUUUGUGUAAGAUGAAUGUACCCAGCUUCAUAUAACUAGGCUGUGUCGUAUGGUGUAACUGGUGUAUGCAUGUACUAUACGUGCCUAGUUUCACUAUGAUGGACAAUAGGGUAUAUAUUUACCCAUUGUGACUGGUUCACAUGUUACUUGUUCACAGUGCAGUAUGACUGCUCUAUGUGUGCUACGUUACCAAUGCCGUGUGACUGCUUUGUGUGUGUUAUUUGCGUUUGUUUUGUCUGUCUUUACUCGUGCACAGAGCGACUGCUCUGCGGUGUGUUACAUGUACCCA